Messenger RNA from Cryptotermes secundus, 4228 nucleotides. RefSeq names its product discoidin domain-containing receptor 2. NCBI's taxonomy places the organism in Eukaryota, Metazoa, Arthropoda, Insecta, Blattodea, Kalotermitidae. Gene Ontology annotation, cellular component: signaling receptor complex. Gene Ontology annotation, molecular function: collagen binding; ATP binding; protein tyrosine kinase collagen receptor activity. Bases 1 to 2655 code for a protein of 884 amino acids. The transcript has 16 exons. Gene Ontology annotation, biological process: multicellular organism development; protein phosphorylation; positive regulation of kinase activity. The record is from RefSeq and is a predicted model, not a curated record.
AUGGAAGACCCAUAUCCGGGCCAAGAGAUUACAACUAUUAACAAAAGUGAGAAACAUGAGCUGGUUAAUUGGUUGCGAGUGGACAAAACUGGAGGCGCCUGGUGCCCGAAGCAGCAGGUGGAGCGGGGGGUGCGUGAAUACCUUCAGGUUGACCUGGGUGACGUGUAUGUCCUCACUGGCGUGGAGACGCAAGGACGUUAUGACCGUGGAAGGGGCCAAGAGUAUGCCGAAGAGUACAUGAUAGAAUACUGGCGUCCAGGACUGGACGAAUGGAAGCAAUACAGCCGCUGGGAUGGAAAACAGAUCCUGAGCGGGAACAGCGACACGGCGACCGUGGUCAGCCACCGUCUGAUGCCUCCAGUUUAUGCCAGCAAGGUCAGAGUUCUGCCCUAUAGCGUCCACAGGAGAACAGUUUGUCUUCGCGUGGAAUUCCGCGGUUGUCUCGCCGAGGGAGGCAUCGUGGCUUACCAGAUGCCCGAAGACUCAGCCCGCGAAGCCGGCCAGGACCUUAGCGAUUCUUCUUACGAUGGCGUACGGCGUGAAGGUGAAAUGAUUGGCGGCUUGGGUCGACUGGUAGAUGGCGAGGUUGGUGGAGAUAACUUCAAGCUGGACAUCGGCUACGGAAAAGGUAACGGCUGGGUGGCGUGGAGAAACGACUCCUUCCCAAACCACUAUGUGCAGAUGAUCUUCGAGUUCGAUCAAGUUCGGAAUUUCAGUGCCCUUCAUAUAUUCACCAACAACUUCUUCACCAAGAAUGUGCAGGUGUUUGCAAAGGCCAAAGUGAUGUUCAGUGUGGGCGGAAGGUUCUACAACGGAAGGCCACUAGUCUAUACAUACAUGCCCGAUACCGUAUUGGAGAAUGCCAGGAAUGUGUCCAUCAACUUACACGGACGCUUUGGUCGUUUCGUGAAGGUCCAACUGUAUUUCUCUGCCCGCUGGAUCAUGAUCAGCGAAGUUGUCUUCGAGUCAGCACCACUGAUGUUAAACAUUACAGAAGAAACCGAAGCAAGUAUUAGUGAUGAUGAGUUCAUUGUUAAUUCAGCUGAUUCUGAUUCUACAUGGGAUACCUUUGAAACAAUUGCUGCGCCCAAAGAUGGUCAAGGAUAUGUAGAAGUGGUCAUUGGAGGUCUGACAGCCAUCAUGUUACUUCUACUGAUUGUUUUUGUGGUGAUCCUUGUUCUGAGUAAACGUCAAAAGCUGCAGGGCUCUCCUACCAUCCUCAGGAAUCCAUUCGGUGUUACUAUAAAUAUGAAGGACCUUCUGAUGAACCUUGCACCAGUUAACAGCAAUGGCAUGGUACAUGUGAGCAGUCACCCCACACCAGCAAGUCAGGAUCCACCAAGUGAUCCACCAUCACUCACCUUUGAGCAAUACCGCUCACCUCUGGUGAACUCAUACUAUGGACCUAACUACGCAACAUUGCGUAGCAAUACUGAUCAUGAUGGUAGCAUUUCAAUGCCAGAAGAAACAGAACGACAAGAAAGUGAUGACACGAUGACAAAAACCCCUACCCCACCUCCAGCAACAGGCAGUUUCUCAUCAUUACAAUUCCGAAGUCUUCAGACAACACCAAUAGUUGGACCUAGAUCGCAGGUGAUUAACCUCAGCAAUUACUUCCCUAGAGUUGCCUCAGACCCACCGAGCAGGAAACGAUACCACACUGCACCAAGGGAGAAGCACAGGGUACCACCCCCAGUAGUAACAUGGAACAUAGCUCCCAGCAUGGGCCACACGUACAAGUGCCGUGAAGCAGAACUUGUGCCAAUUCCACGUUACUGUCUUCGUAUGGUUGAAAAAGUCGGAACGUGCCAUGCAGGAGAGGUAAUCCUAUGUGAGACAGAGGGACUGGAAGACAUUGUGCCUGGUGUUGGGCGAAUGGUCGCAGUACGUACAUCUAAUUCUAAGUCGUCAGAAUCUGGAACUGAAGCACUAAGGGAAAUGAGAUUCCUAGCAAGUCUAAGUGACCCAAAUGUAGUGCGGGUGCUGGGAGUAUGCACAGCUGAGCAGCCACCCUGGACAGUUAUGGAAUAUCCAGACAUGGGUGACCUUGCUCAUUACCUACAAUAUAGGGUGCCCAUGACUGCUUCUAUACGUCCCGCUGCCAACUUGCAAGCCUUGAGUUACGGUUGCCUUAUCUUCAUGGCAACACAAAUUGCUUCUGGUAUGAGGUAUCUGGAAUCAAAGAAUGUUGUGCACAAAGAUUUAGCUGCAAGGAACUGUCUUGUAGGACGAGGCUACCAUAUAAAAGUGGCAGAUGUAGCAAUGUGUAGUGGUCUGUACCACAAAGAUUACAGCGAAAUUGGUAGCCGACCACCCGCACCCAUCCGAUGGUUACCAUGGGAAAGCAUUCUGCUUGACCGAUAUACAUGCUCUAGCAGCACAUGGUCAUUUGCUGUCACUCUGUGGGAGAUUCUGAGUCUUGCACGAGAGAAACCAUUCCAGCACCUUUCCAAUGAGCAGGUGAUACAGAAUGCAGAGCAUAUGUAUUAUGGUGGAGAACUACAGGUCCUUCUGCCCAAGCCAACGCUAUGCCCUGUGGAAAUCUACGAUUUGAUGUGCGAAUGUUGGAAGCGUGAUGAGGGUCUGCGGCCCACGUUUAAGGAAAUCUACAUGUUUCUUAAACGAAAAAGCAUGGGCUAUCGUCCUGGAGACUGAACAAAGUGUUUUAUUGCUAUAAAACUACAGCCUUGAUGUGUUCUUUACCUGCUCUCACAAUAAAACUGCCUAUGUGAAAACUAUAGAAAUAACAACAAUGUUGUUACUUUCAUUCUACUUUUAAAACUAACAUAAUGAUCAAGUUCAUAUCUGAUUAUUCUCUGCCCGCUGUCUAUGAAAGUAUUUGGUUGAAACACAGAAUGAAAAACUAGAAUCCUGAUUCUGGGCUUUAGAAAUGCUGCUAGCACACUUUUUAUUUGUUACAUAUCCAUCUACUUACUAUUAAAUUAAUGCAGAUAUCUAACCUCUUAUCCAGUGUCCAGGAAUCUGGAACUGAAACCAAGUAUUAUUUACACUGGGGAGUUGGUAGCAAUGGCUGAGUAAUUUUCUGGCUAGCUACUUCAUUUGAAUGACAUGUAGCCCUCCUCAGUUAAAGCCUACCAUUUUGUGCAUACAUUUGUUCUCUGCUUAUUGUCAAGGACAAGCUUAAAAACCAGUAGGAAAUGCAUUGCCUAGUGGGAGGGCUAAAAGAAAGAAUUCUGGGGUGGGUAUAGAGAAUAAGGAGUUAGUUACGAAAUUAGAAAAAAGAUGUUUCUGUGAAAUGAGUAAGUGAAGAGUCUGGGGUAGGUACAUCUACCACAUAUUAUACAUAAAUAAUGAAAAUAAUUUCAUGCUCUGAUUUCCAUUCUUAAUUUUGUACUUUAAGUGCUUGCUAGCUUGGCAUGGGUCCUAAACUUCCAACGUAAGAGAUCUGGUACUGGCAGAGAACAAUUAAUGACAAAUAAAUUAAAGAAAAAGAAGUGAUCUGUAGUUAGACUGAUGUACAGGAAUAAGUGGAGAAAGAUGAACAGAGUAAGAAAUAGACUUAAUCAUUGUACACCAACAACAUGAAGUAUUCUAGGAUUUUGUACAUAAUUCUCAGUUCUGCUUCACUUCUCCUUCAAGUACGGUGCUUCCAAUAAUCCUUGGAUUUUGGCCCUAAAUGGGAAUUGUACAGGUUAUAAUUUCUGUUUCUAGUCAUGAUCUUUGGAUAGACUGUGCAUGCAGUUGUGUGAUAAGUGUUUAUUGAAAUCACGACUACAACAUAUGUAUAAAAUAAUCUUCGUUUCUUGCAACAGAAUAUUGAAGAUAACUAUUUAUCUUCAAUGUACUGUCAUAAGCUUGCAUUAUGUAACAUUAAAUAAUGGGCAUGUAAAUAGCUGCCACAUUCCAGUGGGAAAAAAAUUAUCUUACAUAUGGGACCACGAAGUCUACCAAAACAUGUAACUUUCGCUUUUUCCAAUGCAUUUUUCAGCCCUGUUCAACAUACACAAACACACUUAACCCGUUGCCUCGUCUAAUGCAAUUGAAUAUAGCAAAAUCAAAUGCUUUCUACCAUGCUUAAUAUAUUAGAACAUAAUGCCUAAAAAGUAUGUAACUUUUAUUAUCCAUGAACAGGGGAUUUUAAAAGCCAAGUAUACAAGACUCAUUGAUAUAGCUUAACAUCAGGGGUAGAAUCAGUAAGAUUUGAGGUUUUCGUGGCAGUGACUUCAAAGAGUGCCAUCUUCUGGGAUGUGAUACUAGCGUAGUCUGA